GUUUUCUGCUGUUGUACCAUUGCUGUUGGCGCUGGCGAAGAACCCCACGGUCGGCCCUGAGCAGAUUGUGAGAUGCCAGGCGGACGCCGCUGCCCCGACUGUGACUCCACAGAGCUCGUGGAGGACUCGCACUAUUCUCAGAGCCAGCUGGUGUGCUCCGACUGCGGCUGCGUGGUCACCGAGGGGGUCCUUACCACCACCUUCGCAGACGAGGGUAACCUCCGAGAGGUAGCGUAUUCCCGAAGCACAGGAGAAAAUGAACAAGUUAGUCGCAGCCAGCAGCGAGGUCUCUGCCGAGUGAGAGACCUUUGUCGAGUUCUGCAGUUACCAUUGACAUUCGAGGACACAGCAGUUGCCUACUACCAGCAGGCGUACCGGCUCUCUGGCAUUCGUGCUGCCAGGCUGCAAAAGAAGGAGGUGUUGGUUGGAUGCUGUGUCUUAAUCACCUGCCGGCAGCAUAACUGGCCCCUGACCAUAGGAACCAUCUGCACCCUGAUAUAUGCUGAUUUGGAUGUGUUUUCUGGUACCUACAUGCAGAUAGUGAAGCUUCUGGGACUGGAUGUACCAUCUCUGUGCUUGGCAGACCUAGUGAAGACUUACUGUAGCAGCUUCAAACUGUUCCAAGCCUCCCCGUCUGUGCCAGCCAAAUACGUGGAAGACAAAGAGAAGAUGCUGUCACGAACACUGCAGUUAGUGGAGUUAGCGAAUGAGACAUGGCUGGUGACCGGACGACACCCUUUGCCUGUCAUCACUGCGGCGGCUUUUCUGGCCUGGCAGUCACUGCAGCCUUCAGGACGUCUGACAUGUUCCCUUGCCCGAUUUUGUAAACUGGCAAACGUGGACCUGCCCUACCCUGCUUCAUCCCGCCUGCAGGAGUUGCUGACUGUGCUGCUGCGGAUGGCUGAGCAGCUGGCCUGGUUGCAGAUCCUGAAACUCAACAAACGGUCUGUGGUGAAGCACAUUGGGGACCUUCUCCAGCACCGCCACACCCUGGUCCGCAAGGCCUUUCGGGAUGCAGCAGGAGAGAGGGAGGCCUAUGAGAGGGAGUUGCAGGGGCAAAGACAGGGAGAAGAGGAGGUGGGGAAUAGUUCCUUAGAUUUGCCUGUGCGGAAGCGACCACCUAGUCCCGCCCUUCUCCUCCCGCCUUGUAUGCUGAAGCCCCCAAAGCAGCUCCGGCCCACACCUGCCGUCUGCACAGUCACUGGAGAUGAGAAUAUUUCCGAUAGUGAAAUAGAGCAGUACUUGCGUACCCCUGAGGAAGUUAGGGACUUUCAGAGAGCCCAGGCUGCUAGCCAGGCUGCCAAGAGUGUUCCUAACCCACUGUGAUGCACAUCCAGUAGGGGGCACUUCACCCCAUUCUGAUGGCAGCUUGAUAACAGGCCCUGUCGUAUCCAGAGAAGUGUGUAUGAGACCUUAGGUGUUAUCUUUCUUGUUCGAAGGAACCAAGAGGGGCUGUAUGAUUAGUUCGACUGCAGGUUCUGGAGUAGAACCCAGGAGGAUUGCAGGGAUGACCAUGGGUUGGAGAGGAACUCACAUCCUGUGUCAGAGAGCAAGUUACAUAUAUUUAUAGGCAAUAGGAUGCUUUCUUCUUAAGCGGCUGGGAAAUAAUCAGGCGCGCUCUUGCUCCCACGUUGAACUGGACACACUGCUGCUGAUGCUGCUGCGGGCCUGAUGGGGCUUCCUGCUGUUUGUGGAACUGUUGGCAUUUCAGAGGGGCAGGACCUGGGGGAACGCUCAACCCUGUAUCCCUUCACAGGUGUUGGUGGGUUUGUGUGUAUGGUGUCAUGAGAUCUUCUACCUCAUAAUAAAAAGGAUUGUGGCUGGACUAAGGCUAUAGCUCAAAGGACUUUGCAAAAUUUUAAUAUAUUAAAACAAGAGGCAUCUGCUAGAAAACAUUCUAUUGUAUAAAACCCGAGCUUUCAAAAACAUGUUUUCUUUGGCACUUUUCAUACCGUCCCUCCCCUCUCCCCAGCGUAUUGCAAAAAGCUCUCCAGUGCUAAGGCAUUGGCGGGGUACGUAAACAGCAGCCAGCAUAUGUGGAAGAAUAAUACAAAGCGUUUUUUUUUUUUCUUUCUAAUACUGUCAGUGCAGCAAGCAUAAAUAACAGGAUCCAUCCUAAGAAGUGUGGGCUUUCCCCCUCCCCUGCGCCCUCUUUCACCUUGUGAUUGGGCUGGGGUGGCAUGGAGCCUGGGAGGGGACCUGGACCUGGGCUUUCUGUUACUCUUCAACAGGCCCAAGGUUCCCUCCACUUUCGUUUGGCCCUACAAUAAAAGGCUGGUGGUUGCUUUUUAGGUUGGGGAAAUAUGGGUGCUGGUGUUUGAAAGUAGAAGGCACAGGCCCCAGCUGAGCUGCAGGGACCCUAGCCACUACUGCGGUGUUCGGCUUGGGCUUCUGAGUCAGGAAGCUGGUUUCAUGUGUUGGGGGUUUCUCCAGAACUGUGGAUCUAGAGAUUGAGUUACUGGGAACAGUACUUCCUUGUGGCCUCACUGAGGCGAGGAAGUGCUCUUACUCAGUCCCUUGGUGUUGGAAGGCUGAGAGUGGGGAUAUGGGUCUUGUAAUUGAACAAUAAGUGCUGCUCCCAAUACCACCCGCAGCCAUACAGUGGAGUCCCUCUUCAUUGUUUAUGGGACGAAGUUUAGGUCAUGACUAGAUCCAAGUACCAGCUCCCUCUACUUCCCUCAGACAAUCCUCAGACAUCUGGCAGAGUCAGCUUUUUAGGUCUAGGGCCUUAACCCUGUCAUGAAGUACCCCCUCAGCCUUGUGUAAGGUUUGUGUGGCACUCUUCAUGAGAAUGGUGUUUUUAUCCCUAAUUGUGCACUCUUUAUGCCAGCUACCCUUCCACAGGACUGGUGAUCUCCAAAGCUGCCUUUCACACUGCCCCAUCUUCCCCCCUUGCAUAGUUAACCUGAAAAGCAGCACCUUACUACCUCCCAUUAGUCCUUGUCACCUGGCUUAUCCACUAGGCUGGCUCUUCCCUUAUCAGCCAAAACCUGGGUAGGAGGGGUCCUAGGUCUUGGCACGGACUGGGCUGACUUGGAGGGCAGUGAGGAGAGAGAGAAGGCAGUCCCCAAACUCCAUCAUGUUAUUCUGAUAAGGCUGACCACCACCAAUGAGGCAGUGUGGAUGGACGGGGGAGUACCUAAGGAGGAGCCCACCUGGGCUGCGCUGUGCCCUUCCACCCUGCUCCUGGGUUACUACAGACUGACGGGACUUGUUCCGCCUACCUCUGUAGGCCCCAAUAACAUGGCCGCCAGAACUAGCCUGGGCUGGGACGGAAAUGUAUCACACAUAUGUUCUGGGAUUGUU
Molecule: messenger RNA, 3306 nt
Organism: Trichechus manatus latirostris (Florida manatee)
Lineage: Eukaryota; Metazoa; Chordata; Mammalia; Sirenia; Trichechidae
Gene: BRF2
Product: BRF2 RNA polymerase III transcription initiation factor subunit
Exons: 4
Coding region: 73-1326 (417 amino acids)
Biological process (GO): DNA-templated transcription initiation; transcription preinitiation complex assembly
Cellular component (GO): transcription preinitiation complex; nucleus
Molecular function (GO): TBP-class protein binding
Source: RefSeq, a predicted model, not a curated record